Molecule: messenger RNA, 568 nt
Organism: Monopterus albus (swamp eel)
Lineage: Eukaryota; Metazoa; Chordata; Actinopteri; Synbranchiformes; Synbranchidae
Gene: ndufb1
Product: NADH:ubiquinone oxidoreductase subunit B1
Exons: 4
Coding region: 182-358 (58 amino acids)
Cellular component (GO): mitochondrion; respiratory chain complex I
Source: RefSeq, a predicted model, not a curated record
UACCGUUUCAUAGCAUCAAUGACGUCCACUGAGAAGUUCUCAUCCCAUCCACAGUCCAGGAGGAAGCGGAAUUCAUCCACCUGCAGCAGUGACCACCAACAUAGCUGCAAGUUGGUAGAGUCCAGUGCCCUCUACCUAGCGGAUGAAGAGCUGAAGGCUACAGCUUGGUGUAAACAGAACCAUGGUCAACUUUGUAGCACUUGUGCGUGAGCACUGGGUGAACAUAUUGGUCCCCGCGGGCUUUGUGAUUGGAUGGUACCUUGACAGACUACAGGAUCAGAAGCUGACAACUUUCAGGAACAAAAGUGCUUUGUAUAGCAGGGAGCUGAAGCCUGGUGAGGAGGUGACUUGGAAGUAGACUACCCCUACCUUGAAGGUGGCCUGUCAACGACUGAUGGGUGGCCCUCAAAUCAGAAUAUUUAAGAUGAUACCUAUACCUCUUCUGUUGAGUUUGAUAUAUCAGUAGUCUUUGAGUUGUGUCAGUAAUUAAUAAACAUGCCCUUUUCAUCAAAAUCAUUUGGUGACUUUGGUUACAUAACACAGAAUCACUUCAUUAAAAAAAAAAAAA